Molecule: messenger RNA, 1323 nt
Organism: Arachis ipaensis
Lineage: Eukaryota; Viridiplantae; Streptophyta; Magnoliopsida; Fabales; Fabaceae
Source: RefSeq, a predicted model, not a curated record
AUGUUAGAGAUCUUCUAUGAUGGCCUCUCUGAGAUGUCCAAGAUGGCAUUGGACCACUCUGCGGGUGGCUCACUCCACAUGAAAAAGAUGCCUGAGGAGGCGCAGGACCUUAUUGAUAUAGUUGCCAACAACCAAUACAUGUACAUUUCUGAGAGAAACCCUAGCUCAGCUGCGUACUCCCCAGAGACAGCGUAUGAAGUAGACACUAGUGACAAUGCCUGGAUCACAAUGGAGGAGGUGAACUACAUGGAAAACUCCUCCAGAAACUCCAACAACAAUCCCUAUUCAAAUAUUUUCAAUCAGGGAUGGAGGAACCACCCCAACUUCGGGUGGAGAGAUCAGCAGAAGCCUCAACAAGGCUUCAACAACAAUCAGGGUGGAAUGAACCAGAACAGAGAUACAGGUAGGUCUGCUAAGCAAAAGGACCCAGAGAUCCUCUCCAACACUCUUCCAAGCAACACUGAGGUGAAUUCAAAGGAAGAGUGCAAGGCCCUCACUAUGGGAGCUGAGGCCGAACCCAAGGAGGAGCCUGCUACUGAGGAACUGAAGGAGAUCAAGGCUCAGGAGGAGACUGAAAGUGUCACCAUGAACGUCCCCAUGAAGUUGGAGGAGCCUGAAGACCAACCAUCUCCAAACGUGCAACAGGAUCCUGAGGAUGAGGAACUUGCCCAGUUUUUAGCAGUCCUCAGGAAGCUGCAAGUCAACAUCUCUUUUGCAAAGGUGUUGGAAAAGAAUCCCCCUUCUAUGGCAUGUCUAAGAAGUUUAAUUUCUGACAAGAAGGCCUUAAGGGAAGAUGAGACUGUGGUACUGACCAAGGAUUACAGUGCCUUAGUUCAGAAAAAGCUACCUCAGAAGCUACCAGACCCCUGUGGGACCAUCACUUUUGAGAAGGCAUUAUGCGACCUUGGCUCUAGCAUUAACCUUAUGCCUCUCUCUAUGAUGAGGAAGCUGGGAAUUCAAGAGGUGCAACCUGCCAAGAUCUCACUAGAGAUGACAGACAAGUCCCUAAAAUGGGCAUAUGGCAUGGUGGAAAACGUCCUUGUAAAGGUUGAGAACCUUUACCUCCCAGCGGACUGCAUGAUACUAGACACUGGGGAGGACAGAGACGACUCCAUCAUCCUUGGAAGGUCUUUUCUAGCCACUGCGAAGGCCUUGACUGAUGUGAAAAUAGGAGAGCUAGUCCUGAGGUUGCAUGAGGAUCAUAUUCUGUUUAAGAUCCCAAACCCUCACUCUCCUUCAGAUAAAGUAGGUACUACUGUGCAACACUUAGUCUUCCAGGCUCGAACUUGUGAUGUCCAGGCUCGAACUAUUCCUGGCAUGUGA